UCCUUUUCAGUAUGUCAAUUCUGCUUCGAAGGUUGAGUGUCGUGGGUCGUGGCCGCUGACACCAAACUGGGCACACAUUUCUCUGGGUAGACGAAGGGAAAAAUACGAGAGCAUCUGUAACAAGUGCCUUCAGUGCGCGGCUUAAUUCAAUGCGUUAAAAUCACACUCCGUCAAAGGUGUUAGCGUGACAGUGCAUUCUUCACAAUAUACCACGAGGAGUCGGUGGUGCUAAAUUAAGUAAGACUUAGUGGACACUGGAGGCCUAUACCUGCUGGAUGAGGGGCGGCAGAAUGGGCGUAUUGAUCUGCGAAGCGCCGUGCAUAGUGGAGUGGCUAGAUUGAGGAGACACGUGAGGAGACGUGACGAGUGAGGCUGAGAACACAGGAGGAGAAGGAGGAGAAGGAGGAGGCGCGCCAAGGGAUUUGUGUGAGGGAGGAGGAGGAGGAGGAGAAGGAGGAGGAGGGCACGUGUGAAGGAUACAAGGAAGACAACCAUGGUGGGCGAGACUCCAGGUUUCAACGCCAACAUGAAAGGGAACUGCAUCGCCCGCGCUCUGUACGACAACGACGCAGAAUCUCCUGACGAGCUGGCCUUCAGGAGGAACGACCUGCUGACGGUGCUGGAGCAGAACACGGCGGGGCUGGAGGGGUGGUGGCUCUGCUCCCUCCGAGGGCGACAGGGCAUCUGUCCCGGCAACCGGCUUCGCAUCCUGCCCGGGAUGUACGAUACAGGCUCGGGGGUCACCAGUCUGUCCGGCCUCGUGCCCCGCCCCGGCGCCACCAGCCCCGGGCCCCGCACCCAGAGACCAACGUCCAAUAAGGUGGUGACCCCGCGGCGUGUGGGGGAUGUGUACACCUAUGACACACCCCGGGCCUUGACACAAGCAUCCCACCUUGACUACGAUGUGCCGCCCUCUAAGCACUCCACCAUAGACACCAGUGGUGCUCGCUUGUCACGCAGCAGCAGCCUUCGCUAUGAUGCUCCUCGGUCUCACGUGCGCUCUUCCCUUGACCAGUAUGACAUCCCACGCUCCCAGUAUGACUCACCCAAGAACCGGCCUUUGUAUGACUCACCUAAGGCUCAACAACACUACGACUCUCCACGACCCCAUCCCGAAGGCCAGCGCAUGGGUGGGGGAGUGGUGCGCAGCAUGAUCAAGGGCAUACGAGGGGGAAUGCCUGCCACCGUCACACCAGGAGACAACGUACAAGAGUAUGACGUGCCACGACCCACCAAUACCAACCAGGAGGUGCAGCAUGAUAUGCCACCCAGUGACAGAUCAAGUGGAGUGUCAGUCAUGUCCUGUGAGUCGUCCCAGCUGUCAACCUCUUCCUCAGCUUCCUCUUUGGCACCCUCAGAGUCCCUGUCCCUUUCCUCCUAUGGUGGGUCCUCAAACCGCUCCAGCUUGGAGUCCCACGAUGUGUAUGACAUUCCCCCAGAACCAAGAAAAGUUGUGGGCUCACAGCGCCCAAAGCUGCCCCCACGAGAAGGAAAAGAUUCAAAGGAUGCUUAUGAUGUUCCUCGAAAUGUGAUGGCAGCUGGUAGUGAAAUGUAUGACACACCUCCCUCCAGGAUGCCACGUUCACUGGUGAUGAGGGGCACUGGUGGUGAGGGAGUGUAUGAUGUGCCGCCACAGGUCAGUCGAGAUGUCCGCCAGCAGGACUGUGUGGACUCAGCACCAAACAGACUCUCCUCAGGUUCAGACUCAUCAGGAGGAGAGAUAGACUUGAGUUAUGGGAAGGACCUUCCUUUAGAGUACGACUCUGCUCUAGAAACUUUAGUCAAGUUGCAGCAGGAAGUUUACAGUGCCAUAGAAAAACUUUCCAUAGUGCACCAAAAUGCAUCAUGGCACACCAGAGACACUGUGGAGGAGCGUGAGGAGGAACUCAAGAACUUAGUGUCCAGACUUCUGCAGUCUGUCACUGCAAUCAGCGAAUUUGGCCAGGGUUCAGUCAUCAAUGCCUCCCAGAAUGGUGAAAGAGGGAUUGCCAGACGGCUGCAGCGUCUCAUAGAGCCUGUGAAUAAGAUUGCAUCCAUCAUAGAGGAGUCACUGACAAGAAUACGCAAGGGUGCAUGGAGGGCAGCCCUCACCUGUAGGACCAAUCCAGAGAACUUCAAUCAGCUGGCCACUAUUGCUCACUCCCUCGUGGAUGAUGUGCGCCUCCUGGCCAAUACCAUUCAGACCAAGGGCAUGUUCAUCUUUAAGAAGGCUCCAGCUUUAGACACUUCUGGCUACACACGUCAGCAGGGGAUUGAGGAUGAGGAGAAGACUCCAGUCCAGGAGAGACCUCUACCUGACCUACCUAAUAAGAAGCCCUUUGAAAACUUGUACGAGAAUGAUACCAAAAAUUGGCUUGAGGACUAUGACUACGUCAAUCUUGAGACUCGAGCAACUGUUGAACGAGAGCAUGAGGACAUCAAGAAAGAACUGCCAGCUGAGCUGCGAAAGUCAUUUGACAACCUAGUGAAACAGUCACAACUGAUUGUUGACAGUGAUCAUGAGAAGGUCAUCCAGAAAAGUGACCAGACUCAGAUCAGUGUCCAGAAGCGAGGUGGUAACAACACCCUUGACCCCAAUGAUAAACAGGUCAUCAAUUUCUAUGGAAGCCAGAGUGAGGUACAUCUCAAACACCUCAACACGGCCAUUGAUGCUUUCCUCCUCACUAUUGAGAACAACCAGCCACCCAAAGUCUUCAUUGCGCAUUCCAAAUUUGUCAUCCUUAAUGCACACAAGCUGGUCUACAUUGGCGACACUGUCCAUAGAACUGUUGUCAACCCUGAGGUGAGGACAAGGGUUCUUAACUGCUCUAAUGCACUUUCUGACCAAAUGAAGCACACAGUGACAGCAGCCAAGACUGCAGCCCUCCAGUUCCCAUCUGUAACAGCUGUGCAAGCAAUGGUGGACUCCUUUGUGGCUGUCUCACAUCUGGCCAACAACCUUAAGCAAGCAAUCUCAGUGACGCCUAUCUGAGGACCAAUCAAAGCCACUCUAGCUCAGUCUCUUGACACGGGCAUGCUUCACACCCACACUGCUGCAGGCCAUGGAUGUCCUAGGCCCUCUCCUAGAUGCUAUGUUGCGGGCAAGGGGUGUGCCAGUGCAGAGGAGAGGCAGCUAGGCCAGCGUGCGGGUAACGUAGGCCAAUCUAAGGCGUUGAGGAACUAUCAAAUCUACCUUAGAGAGUUAUCAGGGAAGUGUAUUUUGAGUUCAGUCAAGUUUUUUUUUUUUUAAGUUUGUGUAAAAAACUGAAACGAAUAUUUUUGCCAAAUUAUUUUGGGACUUUAUCUGUACAUUGUUUUUAACAUGUAAUUUAUGUGUUUCUCUCAGAAGGCCAAUAGUUAGAAAUUGCUUUUGUUAUAUUUGUCUGAAUUGUUACUUUUUCCACACAAUGUGUUUGUAUAUAUUGUGCUACAGUUGAGGUAUUUAUUUAUAAAACAUAGUAUUCAGAUUCCUAGAGUUAGUCUGUCUCUGCUGAGUUUCAUGACCAACACCUACAAUUGGGUUACUGCUAUUGGUUGAUGACUGCACUUGGAAGUCAUUUUAAGAUUAGAUUUUUUUCACAAGGAAGCACUUUGUGGUGCAAGGCCUUGUUGUCCAAUACCCCAGCUCUCCUCCCUUAGUCUCCCCUGUUAUGCCUUGGGAGCAUCCACAGACAUAAAAUAUAAAUAAUAUAUAUAAGUACAUCAUAGCUGCUUUUCUGUCUAGCGAGUUUGCUCAGUCUGUCUUUUUGAGUAUCUUACAAAGCUAAGUGUUCCCUCUGUGUCUAGGACAACAAAACAUGCCCACUGCUGCCUAAACUGUGUGAAAAAUAUAAUCCUAAAUGUUACAUCUUGGUUUUGUCCUGAUGAAGGCCACUGUCAGGUGGGUGGACGGCCAACUCUCACGAAUAUCUUCCAGUUUCUUUUAAGGUGAACCAAGUCGACUUCCACUUGUUACAGUCAAUAUGGUGGAAUUCUAAAUUCCCAGGCUGUGAUUUUAGUGUUUAAGUAAAAGAAUAAUUUUUAAUUUCUUAUUAUUUGUAAAUAGAAUUAAAAAAAUAAAUCACUAUGCCACUGUACAUAGCAUAAGAGGGUCAACCUGUUGCUGUGACACUGCUAGAUGUGCCGCAGAGCACCAGGCAGCAUCGAGGAAACCAGUCAGGCGCCCCGACAGCCUGAGCCUUCGACCACACACGAAUCAAAAAAGGAAGUGCUAUGGCGAGUGCUAUGCUUGACCGGUCCUAUUGCUUCUUAGCCAGAGCUUAGUCUGUGUCCUGCCAGAGUGUAGGUGUAUCCAAGCCAUACUUUGCUCUCUCAACAUUGAUGACCCCAACCCCUACCCAGCAAGUAGUGUGCACAAGGACCUGCCACACCCAAAUGUGCCCAUGACCCAAGUGUUAAUUACUACCACCACCUGUCCACUGCCGCUUCAUACUGCCAGCAGCCACCGCUCACGUGCGGCAUUGAGUGAGUGAGUAUGAAUAAGAAUAUGAAUCACGUAGGUGUUUCCUAUGCAGACAACACCCUUAAGACCGGUAGUGUCCCUGUGUACCCUUCCUAUCCCAUGUGGCGCUUACAGACACUCCCCCUAUUGGAGUAACUGCAGGGGAAGCACUGUGCCUCCUGCUGACACCUCACUAUGCAAGGACUGCCUACUGCCCCAAGCAGGCAACGACACCCAGUGAGGAGUCAUGCAGGGCUUGGAGAAAGACAUUUUGAGGCGAGUUGGCCGAUGGAGGCCUUUUUAUGGCUCCCUGUAUCCUGUCCUUCAUAAGAUGCUUGAGUGGUGUGCACACACACAUACACACACACUUCCCCAUAUAUGGUAUUCUUUGUGCACAGUGUCUUUGAACAUAGUGGUGUGUGUGUGUGUGUGUGUGUGUGUGUGUGUGUGUGUGUGUGUGUGUGUGUGUGUGUGUGUGUGUGUGUGUGUGUGUGUGUGUGUGUGUGUGUGUGUGUGUGCACGCGUGUGUGUGUGUGUGUGUGUAUGUGUGUGUGUGUGUGUGUGUGUUGACCUCUUGUGUUUUUGUACCUAAAUUUGAUAUGUAAUGUACUUUAACAUGCCAACACCAUAACCAGGUUAAUAAAACUGUAUGUCUAAA
Messenger RNA from Scylla paramamosain (green mud crab), 5078 nucleotides. RefSeq names its product breast cancer anti-estrogen resistance protein 1-like (gene p130CAS). The transcript has 5 exons. Lineage: Eukaryota; Metazoa; Arthropoda; Malacostraca; Decapoda; Portunidae. The record is from RefSeq and is a predicted model, not a curated record. Bases 494 to 2971 code for a protein of 825 amino acids. Gene Ontology annotation, biological process: cell migration; cell surface receptor protein tyrosine kinase signaling pathway. Gene Ontology annotation, cellular component: cytoplasm; plasma membrane. Gene Ontology annotation, molecular function: protein binding.